This is a messenger RNA of Marmota flaviventris (yellow-bellied marmot), 4282 nucleotides long. The record is from RefSeq and is a predicted model, not a curated record. Lineage: Eukaryota; Metazoa; Chordata; Mammalia; Rodentia; Sciuridae.
AGAUCUAGAUCCUCUCUUAGAAGAAUCUUGGCAUUUUCUGGAUUAUGGUUUCAACCUGGUGGGAGCUCUUCUUCCGGGACUUUGAGUGACCUUCUGGAAAAGUACUUUGGAGGAUGGGGAUCAUGCAGGUUCUUUCUGACAUUUUGUCUAAUAUUAGGAGUUCUUUUGUUUCUAAACCGUGAAUAAAUGGCUUAGAUCAUUUUAACAAUGAAGCCUUGCAAAUUUUGGAACAGCACUGACCACCUAGGAGUGAUUAAGGACCUGAUAAACAUAUUGUAACUUAAGGAUGAUAAAAAUCACUAAUUGUCUAGUGACUGCCUAGCAGGCUGAGCUCUGGCUCUCUGUGGUUACUAAGCUGUUACAGGAAGGACACAGUUCAGUUUCUCUGACUGAGGAAAUCGAAAGCUAUGAGCAUUGAUAGGAGGAGCCUUGUUGUGCUUCAUCUCCUCUGUCCCGGGCUGUGAGUGCAGUGUGAGACACCCAGUGUUGCUCAAGUUAUUAAGUGACUCUCCAGUGCUUUUUCUCCUGGUGAUCUUUGAAAAAAACAUCUUAUUUUCUUAACAUUUCAAGAAAUCUUAUUUCUCAAGCAAAACAACAGCCGCCUGCUGAAGCUCUCAAGAGGUAGACUAUUGCUGAAGACACUUCCAAGGAGGCUCACCCAUAACUUGAGAAAUGGUGAAUGAAUACAAGAAAAUUGUUCUCCUGAAAGGAUUGGAGGUCAUCAGUGAUUAUCACUUUAGCAUGGUUAAGUCCUUACUGGCCAAAGAAUUAAAACUGACUAGGAAAAUGCAAGAUGAGUACAACAGAAUUAAGAUUGCUGACUUGUUGGAAGACAAGUUUCAAAAUGAUGCCGGGCUGAACAAGCUGAUAUCGGUGCUCAAAGACAUACCGAUGCUUGAGGAACUUGCCGGAGAACUCAAAAGAGAGAAGAUGAAAGUAAAACCAAAAACCCCAGUGAAAAAGAAGCAAGAGGUAGAUCCUGUCGCAUGUACAUCGAUCACCAGCGACACAAUGAAGACCCCUGAAUCUCAGAAAAGAAAAAAAGCAAGCUUAGAAAAGACUGAAACCAAAAAGAAUAAGAUUUCUGGAAGCAAAACAAUUAAGAAGCCUGAGGAUCAGACUCAUCCUUCCUGUUCUACACUAGCCAGUGUGACCGCAAGCAUGGACCAUUUUCUGCCUGCUCAGAUGCCAGCAUCAACUCUAUUCAGAGCUCCCUCAACAGAGCAUCAGAAAAAGGCCCAAUGUCAUUUGGCUUCCAGAAGAAGUGUCCUCCACAAAGGCCCAACGAUCGUGAUGGUGCUGAAAGCAACAGACCCAUUUGAAUAUGAGUCUGCCGAAGAGGGGAAAAGUUCAAUGUUCCACGCCACAGUGGCUACUGAGAAUCAGUUUUUCCAAGUGAAGGUUUUCAACACCAACCUGAAAGAGAAAUUUACAAAAAAUAAGGUCAUUACUAUCUCUAAUUACCUUGAGUGCAAAGGAAUCCUGGAGGUAAAUGACGUAUCAGUUGUGUCUGAAGCUGGUCUUGACCAAAAGAUCGAGGUCCCCAACAGUGUUAUCAAGAGAGCAAACGAAACUCCCAAGAUCGAUCAUCUUCAUAAACAAGCACCAGGAACAUUAGUGUAUGGGUUGUUUAUGCUACAUACGAAAAAAGUGAACAAGAAGAACACAAUCUAUGAAAUACAAGAUAAUACAGGAAAGAUAGACGUGAUGGGGAGUGGGAAAUGGCACAAUAUCCAGUGUGAUGAAGGGAAUAAACUUCGACUCUUCUGCUUUCAACUGAGAACAAUCAACAAGAAGCUAACACUGGUGUGUGGAGAUCACAGUUUCAUUAAGAAUCCAAGAUUGAAAACUGUACCUAAAGAAGCCUCUGAAGAAUGUGGUCACCAGAAGGGCCCCAAAGAAGUAGUGGUGUUGAAAGUAACAGAACCAUUUACUUAUGAGUUCAAAGAAGGCGGGAAGAAGAUGUUUCAUGCUACAGUGGCCACUGAGAGCGAAUUCUUCCGAGUGAAAGUUUUCGACAUCAACUUGAAGGACAAAUUCAUCCCAAAGACAGUUAUUGCCAUAUCCGAUUACAUUGGCCGCAACGGGUUCCUGGAGCUAUACAGUGCUUCAACUGUGUCUCAUGUGAGCGCAGACAGAAAGAUGGAGAUCUCAAAGACACUGAUUAAAAAUGCUAAUGCAACUCCUAAAAUUGAGUAUCUUUGCUCAAGAAGCACAACAAAAUACGUGAAUGGGGUGUACAUGGUGUAUAAGAAAAAUGUGAGGGAAGAUUGCACUUAUUAUGAGAUACAAGAUGAUACAGGGAAGAUGGAAGUGGUGGUGUAUGGACGGCUGACCUACAUCAACUGUGAAGAAGGAGAUAAACUUAAUCUCUUCUGUUUUGAAUUGACCUUGAAUGCAGAUAAGUGGCAGCUGAGAUCUGUUUUCCACAGUUACAUCAAGGUAAUCAAGGGCAACAAAUCCAAGAUAUGUCCACUCAAUCGUGAUUCAAAUAUGGACACUUCACAAGAAUCCUUCUUAAAGCCAGGAUACCAUUGAUAACAGUGCUCAUGGAGAUGAGAUCCAAGUACAGAAAAAAAUAUAUGUAUAUAUACUUGAUAUAUAUUACAAACAAAAACCAGCUUUAGUCUGUGGCUGUCACUCAGUGGUGCUGUGCUCCCCUAGCAAGCAUAAAGCCCUGGGCUCAAUACCCAGCAACACAAAAAUAAAUGAAUAAUAAAUAAAUUUAAAAACAAAUAUGAUAUUCAUUGCUUCUAGAAAAUGGGAUUUAGAAGAGCCUUCUACUUUCUACUUGUCUGUAUUUCUAAAUUCCAUAUUUUACAUAGAUAAUUUUUAUAUUUAAAAAAAAUAAUAAUUUUUUCUAGAGCAAUGCUAGGCUCUAGUCACAAUUGAAUAGGCUAUGACCUGCUCAAAAAAAAUAAAAAAGUUUGGUGUAUGCGGCCUGGGGUAUAAUUGCAAAUCCCUUUGUCCUGGAAGGGUGGAUAUCUGAGAAUCUGUCUCCUAAAGGGGCCACAAUCAGGUACAUUGUCCAUGUGGAGGUGUUUGUUGUCUGGUUAUUUGCAUGAACACACUAGUAUGAUAAAAGAAUUUCUGCCCCUCCCUGAUGUACUCCCUGUAUCUGAAAUAUGCAGUUCCAUUCAUCUACCCAAGUACCAACAGAUCUCCGUGGCUAUCCCUCCACAAUUCCUCCUCCUUACAUUCCUGUGUGUGAAUCCAUCAGGAAGCUAUCCAGGCACUUCUGCAGCAGGCAAUCACUGAAGGGAACUGAUUUUCUUUAGAGUAGAAUAGCAGGAAGCAGAUAUCUGCAAAGAAAUUUUACUCUUGUAUUUUUAUCGAUCACAUAUUGAUACCAGGUAUUUUGUGAUUGUUUUGUGUCCUUUAAUCUUCCUAUAUGCCCUAAAAGGUGGAUGGAUAGUUUUCUCCAUUUUACUCUGUGUAGUGUGUGGCAGACAAGCAACAGACAGGCGCACUCACUCUCCUAAGGACACUUGGAUGGGAAAGUAGAGAGCUACAUUAAGAAUCCAGGGAGCAGUUCCAGUGUGGGGGAGGUGUGAUGGGGAAGAAUUGGAGCUGAGUUGGAAAUUUGGAGAGCCUGGGGACAUUUACCACAAUAUGGGUUCGAGACUACAGAUGCCCUAUUUGUGGCUCAGUGCCCAAGGAGUAUUAUUGUAUUGUACUGUUUUGCCAUAAAAUGCCUCCUUUCUUUUUUUUCUUUUCUUAUAGUUGACUCAGAUGCUAAUUAAACAUUUUCUUGCCUAUAACCACACCAAUAAUAUAUAUAUAUAUCACAUACACACAUAUUGUUAUACAUUUAUAUAUAAAGGUAUAACAGUUCUAUCACUGCAGAUGUGCUUACGUGGUAAUGUAUUACAUGGUAUGGGUAUGUAUUUCUCAUCUACUGUUAGAAAACUAAAGUUCAAAGAUAUUUAAUGAAGUGUCAAAAUCAGUUACUCGGCUAAUUAGGAAGAGAGAUCAUCCUGGGAUGGCAGCCUACUAAAACUUCCUCUGAAUUCAAAGUUGACUUAUGGACACUAAGGAAAAAGAUUGUUUCGUACCCAACUGAUAUUGUAUUCUGAGUUGUCCUGAUACUCUGAAACUCUAUGUAAACUUCCUACAAUUUGCUAUUCUUGAGUCUGUAGAUGGUGGCAAUUAAGAGUAAAGCAUGACUUACAGGGGACUUGCCCAGUGGCCCUGCCCUGUUUUCUGUCAUGUUGAUUCCCCUUUGAACUUGUAAGAACUGGGUCUCCAACAGAGAUAAUCAAAAAAAUCACAUUCUACAUAA